AGAUGGCGAAAAGAAGAUUUGUACCUGCUUAAUCACAGCACUCCAUGUACCUGUCCUCCAAGUUGUUAGGAGACUUGAAAAAAAGGCCAGGACCAGAGGCCUUACUAUCUAUCAGAUUCUUGAUAAUUCCAGUCAUUGUUUCAGAUCCUCAAGGAUUUUAUCAUUUAAAUCUAGGGAGCUACUCUUGGAUUGAACAGAUUGUUUCAAACUGUUUCGCAAUCAGAUGCAUCUGACAAUUGAGACUGCUGUAGAUGCAUUGACUUGGACACUGACCAAUGUUCUACAUCUUCUACAGAUGUUCGUAAUAAUGUUUAACAUAAGCAAAGAGCUUAUGGGACUUCAAAAUACUAUUCCUACCACCAUUGUCUGGAGUUGACAUUGUCAAAAUCAAGGGGUUUGUCCUUUGUUGAGCUUCGCUCAGAUGGCAUCUAAGUCAUAUCCUCUGACGGGGGCUGAGCGAGCUGUGUGCCGGCUGGUCCACCACGGACCUCGACCCCAGGCUGCACUAAAGCCCCUAAAGUUGGAGCUUGGGGACUACGUGGAGAAAACUCUCACCAAGCAGAAACAAAGGAUGGAAGCCUCAUGUCUGGAGUUGGCUUUGGAAGGCGAAAGGCUGUGUAAGACCGGGGACUUUAAAGGUGGGACAGCGUUCUUCGAGGCGGCCGUGCAGGUUGGCACGGAGGACCUGAAGACACUCAGUGCCAUCUACAGCCAGCUGGGCAAUGCCUAUUUCUACCUCAAGGAGUAUGGCAAAGCCUUAGAGUAUCAUAAGCACGACCUGACACUGGCAAUGACAAUAGGAGACAGAAUAGGAGAGGGAAAAGCCAGCGGUAACCUUGGAAACACCCUAAAGGUGUUAGGCCGUUUCGAUGAAGCAGCAGUGUGCUGUAAAAGACACCUGGACAUCUCUCAAGAGCAAGGGGAUAAGGUUGGGGAGACGAGGGCCCUGUAUAACAUAGGUAAUGUGUUUCAUGCGAAGGGGAAGCAGCAGCUCUGGGGCUGCAUCCAGGAGCCUGGGGAUCUGCUUCCAGAUGUCAGAGACACACUACAGAAGGCUACUGGGUUCUAUGAGAUGAACUUGUGUCUGGUCAAAGAACUGGGUGAUCGAGCUGCCCAGGGAAGGGCCUUUGGUAACCUAGGCAACACCCACUAUCUGCUGGGAAACUUUGUGGAGGCCAUCAAGUUCCACAGACAGCGUCUGUCCAUCGCCAAAGAGUUUGGUGACAAAGCGGCUGAGAGAAGAGCUUAUAGUAACCUUGGCAAUGCUUUAAUUUUCUUGGGCCAAUUCAACACUGCUACAGAUUACUACAGAAAGACUUUGCAGCUGUCUCAUCAACUGAAGGACCAGGUGAUGGAGGCCCAGGCUUGCUACAGUCUGGGAAACACCUACACUCUUCUACAGCAGUAUGAAAGAGCCAUUGACUACCACAUAAAACACCUUCUUAUAGCCCAGGAGCUCACAGACAGAGUGGGUGAGGGCCGUGCCUGCUGGAGCCUGGGGAAUGCCUAUGUGUCUUUAGGGAACCAUCGUCAGGCACUGCAUUAUGCCCAUAAACACCUGGACAUCUCCAGCGAGAUUGGAGACAGGAAUGGGGAGCUGACUGCCAGGAUGAAUGUGGAGCAGUUGAUGGAGGCUCUGGGGGUCAGCGAGAGUGACCUUACAUCCUGCGGUUCAGAGUUUGAGAAGCAAGGAGCAAGACCUAAGUUUUCCAAGAGAAACAGCAUGGACAGUGUAGAGCUGUGGAAGUAUUCCUCAGAUAAGAAGCUAGGUUGUGACCCUUCUGAUGAGGACUGCUUCUUUGAUCUCCUCAGCAAGUUUCAGAGCAGCCGCAUGGAUGACCAGCGCUGCAACUUAGAUGAGACACAGAAUGGGGAGAACGGCAAAAAUGGAGGCGGUGCAGCAGACAUCCUAUCCUUCAAUGAAAUGCUAGAUACUGCAAUCCUCACUUCCCCACAGACUGAGGAGCUGUUUGACUUGAUUGCCAGUUCUCAGAGUCGUCGCCUGGAUGACCAGCGGGUCAACGUUAGCAACUUGCCAGGUCUCAGAAUUACCCACAACAACAUGAGCCAUCUGUGUGGUGAGGCAGACCCCCAGGAGCCCAGCGAUGACUUCUUCAACAUGCUCAUCAAGUGCCAGUCCUCCAGGAUAAAUGACCAACGGUGCUCCCCUCCAGAUGCAGGCUCUAGGGCCCCCACAGUGCCUGAUGAGGACUUCUUCAGCCUCAUCCAGAGGGUGCAGGCCAAGCGCAUGGAUGAGCAACGUGUCCAGCUCCCCUCAGAUGAACAAGAUGGGCCCUGCUCCCAUGAGGUCCAACCGUCCUCCAGUGACAACAACUAGGAGUCGAAGAACACACCCAUUGGGAACUCUAUUUAAAAAAGAAAUGUACACAAUUCUAUCAAGAACAUUGAUGACCAUUCAAGGAGGGGUGUGAAGAGAAGUGAAUUAGGUUGAAUGUGCAAUAGGUGAUGCUUUUCCAGUUGUCAAUAAAUGUUUUAGCUUAGAUUUAGAUGUGUAUAAAUCCAAUUGGAAGUUUGACUUGAGGGAAACAUUUUGACAGGGAUGAGACAUGUAUUAACACAUAAGACACAGAUAUUUACCCUGUCAACUGCCUUAAUCAAUUUGUCUGAGGCUCACAUUAUAUUCCCAAGUGUCAGACAUUCUGUGGUCUUAAGUAGCAUGAUAAGUAUUUUAAUAUUUGUAAAUGAGUGUUUGAAGGUUUGCGUGUUUGUGUAAAUGAAUGAUUAUUGUUGAAAUCGUUGUAUUGUAUGUUAUAACAGUGUUAGGUUCAGUAUGGUUAUUGGUGACAAACUGUAACUCAAUGUUAAACCAUCUGUUUCCAUUACUUUAAUGAAUCUAGAAACUGCAGUGGAUCAUCUUUUUUCUCAAACACUAGGCUAGAUUUUACAUUUAAACCAAUAAAGCUAUUCAUCAGAAUGUAUCCAGACAAAUACAGUGAUUAUUGGUAAAGUACAUUAUGCACAAUAUGUAGCAUACAUAUUAAACUGCAAUUAGAUCUUGAUCUGAGAAUUUCAAACAACCUAAAAUAACUACAUAUACACCAUAAAUACUUUUUGAUAGUGAAGCUUAUCAAACUCAAAUAUGAGUGCAUCAUCACAUCAGCUAGGCCAUGUUACUGUAGUGCCAACCACAUACAAAUCAGCCAAGAAUAUACUGUAUUCAGCCAUUGUAUAUGAUAUUGCCAUUUCAAUGUUUAAGGUUGUUUCUGAAUUGUAUGUGGCCUGCUACAAUAUUUGAGUAAGACUGUAAGCUUUGAAGUUUAAUUUCUACUAGAAAAUGCUACAUUUUCCACUGACACACUGCCUCUAUGAUUACAGCUGUGUAUUACAGCUGUCCUAUGUAUAACCCAUCUAAUUUUUGGAUGUGAAAAAUUGUAUUCAUUACUUUUUGAAGUAGAACUAAUGUGCUCAGAGUAAAAGGAUUUAAGCAUUUUUUUGUUAAACAAGUUACAAGCUGUA
Molecule: messenger RNA, 3477 nt
Organism: Osmerus eperlanus (European smelt)
Lineage: Eukaryota; Metazoa; Chordata; Actinopteri; Osmeriformes; Osmeridae
Gene: gpsm1b
Product: G protein signaling modulator 1b
Exons: 13
Coding region: 422-2338 (638 amino acids)
Biological process (GO): establishment of mitotic spindle orientation
Cellular component (GO): cell cortex
Molecular function (GO): G-protein alpha-subunit binding; GDP-dissociation inhibitor activity
Source: RefSeq, a predicted model, not a curated record